Messenger RNA from Rhipicephalus sanguineus (brown dog tick), 4358 nucleotides. RefSeq lists its product as uncharacterized. Gene Ontology annotation, molecular function: protein binding. NCBI's taxonomy places the organism in Eukaryota, Metazoa, Arthropoda, Arachnida, Ixodida, Ixodidae. The transcript is spliced from 11 exons. The record is from RefSeq and is a predicted model, not a curated record. The coding region runs from base 208 to 4260 and encodes 1350 amino acids.
CGCAGUGAGCGCGAGACCGCGACAGGGAACGCUUGCAGUCCCGGGAAACGACAGUCGUGCGAACAGGAAACUCGCCGUGGCCGUGCGUCGACUCGCCCUCGAAUGUGUCACCGAAUGAUUGGGCACGCAACGACACCCGGACCGGCUGAUUUGUGAUAGUCACCAAAAACCACGAUCACGAGACCUCCAGAGUGCUUGCUGCUCGCAAUGGACGGACGCCAACAGCCGGAGUCAUCCGGCAUGCGGCCGGAGUGUCAAGAAGGUCGAAGUCGAGUGUGUCGGGUGUGCCGACCGUGGUCCGCGCGGAAGCGUCGACAGGGCAGCCGGUGUUUCCGCGUGGGGGCGCGACGUGCGUACGGAAGCGGCGACGAAGACGCUUCCUCCUCGAGGACCUCGCCGCAACCGUCGUCGUGGUCGUCCGGCGACGGUGACUGGGAAGACCAGACCGAGCAGCGGCGGUCGUCGUCGUCGUACCCUCGCGAGGCCCUGACGACGCUCGAAACCCUGUGGCGCGAGCGGAAGCUGUGCGACGUCGAGAUCGACGCGUCCGGCGAGGGCGUCGUCCUGGCGCACAGAGUGGUGCUGGCGGCCGGCAUUCCGUACUUCAGAGCCAUGUUCACGAGCAACCUGCGCGAGUCGCACGCCCACCGAGUCUCUAUCAAGGGCGUCGGUCUGCGCGCCAUGGAGCUCAUCGUGCGCUUCGCGUACACCGGUCGCAUCGAAGUCAAUGAGAAGAACGUCUGCCAGCUACUGCUUGCCGCCAACAUGCUGCAGGUGCAACGCAUAACAAACGCCUGCUGCAGAUUCCUCGAGCGACAGCUGGACCCUUCCAACUGCAUCGGCAUCGCAGAGUUCUGCCAGCAGCACCACAUACGCGAACUGCAAGACCGCGCUGAGCGCUUCGCCGAGCAACACUUCUCAAUGGUGUGCAGGCUGGACGAGUUUCUCUCGCUGCCGUGGUCGAGGCUGUUCGAGCUGCUGCGCAGGGACAGUCUCAAUGUGUGCAGCGAGAUCGAAGUGUACGAGGCCCUCGUGCGCUGGGUGCGGCACGACGAGCACCGGCGCGCCGGAGAGCUCGAGCGUGCCCUCAAGAAGGCGGUGCGCUGCCACCGGCUCGCUCCGAGUUUCCUGCGACGUCAGCUGGCCCACUGCGCCCUCCUGAGGGACACGCCCGGCUGCGCGGACUACCUCGCGGACGUGGUACAGGACCUGACCCUGCACCGCGGCUGCAGCUGCUGCGACGAGCGAUGUCCCAGCGUGCCGUCUCUGCUGUACGUCGCCGGCGGAUACCUGCGCCGCUCGCUGAGCACGGUGGACUGCUUCAGCGCCGAGUCCGGCUCGUGGAGCGCGUUGCCGCCGCUGCCCCUGGAGCGCAGCGGUCCCGGAGGCGUGUUCCUCGGAGGACUCCUGUACGUGGUCGGCGGUCGCGUGCUCCGACCGCCCACCGAGCUGGGCGAGGACGUGCCCGUGGUGCACUGCUUCAACCCGGCGCUCAACUGCUGGAGCGAGCGAAGUCCCAUGGGUGUGCCCCGACACAGGCUCGGCGUCGCUGUGCUGGAUGGUCUACUGUACGCCGUCGCGGGAUCGCACGGCACCAACUGCCUCAGUAGCGUCGAGAGGUACGACCCAUCGACGGACGAGUGGACAAGCGUGGCCGGCCUGUCCCUGGCGCGGUACGGACUGGGCGCGGCCGUUGUUCGGCGCCGGCUGUAUGCCGUGGGCGGCUGCGACAGCACCACCAAGUUCGGCCUCGUCGAGAGAUACUGCCCCGAGCAGGACCGCUGGGACGUCGUGGCGCCCCUCAAGGUGCCCCGCAGCGGUGCAGACGAGCAACGUCGCAUUGAAGAGCUGCAUCAACGAAAGCUUCAGGAACAGCUGGAAAUGAUCCGUUCGGAGGUAUUGCGCUACCGAGAAUUGGUGCAGAGAGAUGAAGAAGCUGUGAAGAUCGAGCAAGACAACGUGAAAAGCAAGGAAGCGAACCUGAAAUCGCUGAAACAAGUGAACGUGUUGUUGACGGAAAAAGCCAGCGUCCUGGAGAAGCAGCUGGAGGAGGAGGAGAAAACCUCGGUGGACCAACUUGCAAAGUUGGAAGCUUCCACGAUGCGAAAUGAAGUUCAGAAGUUGCAAGACGAGGUCGGACAGUUGAAGUCCGCAGUGGCGCGGCUUGAGAACAAAGCACGUGCACAGACACAGGACAAAGCUUCUGAAGUGACUCGGCCAUUACAGCUUCGCCCUGUCGGCGAGACUCCUCAAAACAAGCCGUGCUCUACGUCACUUGAUGCACCAACUUCGUCCCAUUUUGAAGCGCUUUCCAUUCCAAGCACCUCCAAGCAAAGCGUUGCAAUGGGAGCCCCCAAGAGGCUUGAGAAAGGCUCGCCACCUCAAUGUGCUACUCCAAGCCUGUCGCCACUGCUGAUGCCGCCACCAAGCAGAGCUCUGGUACGACCGAGGUCUACAACCGGAGGACACCAGCUUGACUCUUCGACGCUCUUGGGCAACUUAGAAUCGUUCUUCCAGUCAGCCCAUUCGCCCAAGUCUCCUGCAGCACAGAAGAGACCCGUGUCAAGCACUUUUGGAGACUCUGGCACAACCGCUCCUCCAUGCAAGCAGCCACGAAGUGGUGAUAGUGGUGCUUCGUCAUCGGCACCAGCUUCCAAGCCAGCACGUCAGCACCCCCAGGUUCCUCCCAAUGAGAGAACCUUGUCUUCUCUGGCAGUCAGAACCACCUCUGUUCCAGCCGAUGCCCAGCACAAGAACAAUUCGGCACCUGUUCAAACUCAAGUCAUUUCUUCCCAGUGUGCAGCCGCUAAUGCUACCUUGUCCUUCGGCAAGCAAGCCUUGUCAAAAACACCACAGGACAAACACCCUGUAGCUGCUUCGUCUGUGGGAUACCACACUCCUUCACCCAGAGACCAGACGUCUGUCAGACAUGGAAGACAGCAGGAGGAACUAACCCUCCACAGAGCUCAGGCUUCGCAGCCUUCAGCUGACCAGCGUUCACUGAUAGAGUUGUCUACAGCUGGUCCUUCCCGUACAGCACAGAGAGAACCUCUUCUGCAAUCUUUGGCCACGUCUUUCCUUUUGAGCAAUGAAAUGCGGGUAGACGGACCCCCUCGCACAGCUCAGCCUGCACGCCCUUCAGACGACCAACAGACAGUGGAAGAAAUGAAUCUGCCAGGUCCUUCCAACCUUGCGCAAAGAGAACCUGCAAAGUCUUUGGCCACUUCGGCUAAAUGGAUCAUGGGGUUGCAAGAGCAGCGAUCCCACCAGGCACCUCACUUUUCGCAGUCUGGUUGGCAGGUGAUGGAACAAAUGGGCCUGCCUGUUCCCAACGUGGUGCAAGGAGCGCCUGCAAGGGCCGUGUCGGUGUCAGCUAAAUGGGGCAUGGGUCUGCAAGAGCAACAGUCUCACCGUACCGCUCACCUUCCACAGUCCGCAAGUGGCCAGCAGCAGACGUCGGCACAGAUGUGCCUUCCUGGUCCUUCCCGUGUAACGCAGAAGCAGGAAGCUUCACACCCAUCAACUGCACCGUUGAAGAAGAGCAGAGGACUGCAGGAGCCAAGGCCCGUUGUACAGCCUCCCAAAGAAGGGCAUGUGUUUGAAGGAACAGCCACUACCAAUAUCUUUCAGGCGGAACACACACGGCCGGCACAGUCCCCAGUUAAGUCACCAAACUGGGACACCCAGGACACGCAGUCUCCGGAGCACGGGGAAGUGCCAAAACCCACAGACAGCCAAAGCUCAAAGGAGAGUCCAUCGGAGUUUUCUUUUGGUGCAGCAGCUUUGAGCCCUGAAGCCAGCGGUGAAGAUGCUGGUUACACCUUCAAGCACAGGGCCAGGUUGACUGGCGAAACAUGGGUGCGGCCUUUGCGCUGCAGUGGGUGUAGUGAGGCCGAUGAUGAAUGUUGUCUCAACGCUCCAACAACUGCAGGGACCGUUGCUUUUGGAAAACACAUCUACGUCAUUGGCGGCUACGAUGGUCGAGGCCAGGUCACCUCUGUCGAGCGCUACGACACGGACCUUGAUGUUUGGGAGAUGGUGGCCCCCCUCAACACACGAAGAAGUGCGCUCAGUGCCGCCGUCUUGGAUGGCAAGAUCUACGCUUUAGGUGGCUACGAUGGCCAGGAGUACCUGUCUACCGUGGAAGUCUACGACCCCACAAUGAACGUGUGGACCACGGGCCCGCCCAUGCCUUCUUGCAAGAGUGGCCAGGCUUCGUGCUCUUCCCCGGCGCCUUGUGUGCUCCACAAAGUCUUAUGACUCCGAGACACGUCACUACAUGCAUACUGUUACCUGCCCAAGCCUCACCGCAACAUGGCAGAAUGUGAAUGCCAUACAGAUGAAUGAGUGAAUAAGAC